CACGAAUUUCAACUCAAAAGCGAGCCUUCCGAAAGACUCGGCGCGGUGUUUAGCAAUCGCGAAGAACCGACUACGGCAGUUGCUUUAGUAAGGUUGAACACGUUGUUCGGUUCGGUUGGGAUCUUGAGCUCUCUCCCGAAAUCUUUUAUUUUCAGUUAUUUUACGUUAAGUGACUGCAUUUGCCAGCUUGAGAGUUUUUCUUGCAAAAAUUUGUUUUUGGAACUGUUUGUACUGGCAAAUAAACUUAUGGAUUUAUAACGAUUUCUAUCAUAAAAACUCAUCAAUCAAUACCUGUGCGUAGAAUGUGUUUGAUUGAGAAGUAAAUCUGUGUCGUUUCUUGAUAGGAAAUGGCGAAAAAAAUGUCUUGAUAAAUGUGGUUGAUUUCAAAAAGUGACUGAAAGAUUGUGUGUUAGAUGUUGUGAAUGAAGGUGAUUCAUUUUUUUUUUGCUGAACAAUUCAGUAAAGUUUUUCCUUGAGUUAGAAGACACAAUCAGUCAAAAAUAUGUCCAAGAAAUUGGUUUUUGGUGUCUUAUUGACUAUUUGCCUAAGUCUGAACAUCACUAUGGCUGUGCUUCAGUGCGAAAGGAUUGCUAUUCCAGUUUGCCAGGGACUAGGCUACAAUUUAACUGCAAUGCCAAAUUUGGCGGGUCAUACAACCCAACAUGAAGCAGAAAUAAUGAUGAAUGAAUUGGAACCAAUUCUGGAGUCCAGAUGCUCAAAGCAGGCAAGAUUUCUCUUCUGCGCAACAAUGUUUCCACUUUGCUCACCGGAGGUACCACGUCCUGUUCCGGCAUGCAGAAAUCUCUGUGAAACUGUUAGAAGUGACUGCUCAGAGAUCCCUGGGGUCUGGCCGAAAUUCCUCGACUGUGACAGUUUACCACAGCCGGGAAAUAAUGAACUCUGCAUGCAGAUUCCCCAAGAGCGCGAUGUGGAGCAACAGCCGUCUUCGCAUCAGGCGCCAAAUCUCUGGCCGUGGCUCAAUCUUAAGUUGCCAAACACUCACCUCUUCAAGUUGCCAUCUGUGGCUACGUGCCCCGUGAACUUCACCUUGGCUGUGGACGAGUGCGUGCCACUGUGUCGAGCUGAUGCCCUCUUCACGGCGAGACAGAAGAAAGCAGCUGAGACAUGGAUUCUGGUUCUAGCUGCAAUCUGCUUCCUCUUCACUCUCUUCUCCCUGGUGACAUUCUGGACAGAGACCACACGAUUUGGUUUCCCAGAACGGCCUGUGCUAUUCCUCACGCUCUGCUACAAUCUCCUCAGUAUAUGCUAUCUCGAGAGGAUUGUCUUUCAUAACCGGGGUUUGGAGAUCUUCGAUGGGGAAAGUGGCAGUGGGGUUUGUGAGGUGAAUCCUCCAUGCUUAGCUUCGUACAUCACCACCAGCUACCUCACCCUGAGUGCCGCAUCUUGGUGGCUGAUCUUCGGGCUAUGCUGGUAUCUCAGUACGGAGAAACAGUGGUCAUCGGAAGCACUGGAACGAAAGUCUGGAGUAUUCCAUGUACUUGCUUGGGUUCCACCACUUGCACCACCAAUUGGGGCACUUCUGUGGGGUGCUGUGAGACCUCAUGAACUCACAGCCAUGUGCACAGCACCUGGCUUUACAGAGAUCCCUGCUCUGAUACUCCUCCUCAUGGGAACAGUACUCAUCGUCCUGUCAGCUGUAUCCCUGCACAGACUGCAGCAUUCCUGCCACUACGAUAAGCUGCAGCAGAUGAUGACUAGGAUCCUCAUCUUUGGUGGGAUUUACUUCGUUCCCGCCACUUUGGCAGUUGUACUGUCGUUCUUUGAGCACCGGGAACCUCUGGUGAAGAUCUGCCAGCCAGGGGAUGCUUGUGCUCCGCCAGAGAAGGCUUCAUCGGCUGUGAGCCUAGCUCGAUUGUUCUUCAUCCUGUUUGGGGGAUCUCUAACGGGGAUCUGGGUGUGGUCGAGGAAGACAUGCAACUCAUGCCGGAGUCGCAUUUCAGCCACUCCGGCACCCUCCUGCGUAGUCAUCAAGUCCACUACGGCGUCAUUACCAAAAUACAAGUCCAAGGGAUCAAUAGCAUCGGCCAGUGUGACGGCACCUUUGUUCUCUGCACCACACCAAACCGCCUCAAUUAGUGCUCAUUCGCGUGUUUAGAACACCAUCCGGGGGCUGCCCGUGGAGAUGGCAGAGGGAACGUGAGAGAGAGAAAAUGUGUGAAUUGUGCUAGAUUGUGUGAAUUACUGCUAUGCAAUGAAUUGAGAUUGAAGUGAAUGCUCAGGAGAUUUCUUAUCACUUCAUUAGGCAGUCUGCGCUUCUUUCCAACAACAACAAAAAAAAUCCUAAAAAAAAUUCUCACGAAAUUAGUGAUCAUGUGAAACGAUGGCGCAAUUCUUUCACCAACCCGGACAAGUAGUAUACUCUGUCUGGGAAAAGUGAUUUAUGGAGAGCUUAUAAAUGCGUUUGUGAAAGACUUCUACAAACCUUUACAAAUCACUUUUGUAAAAACAAUAAAUUUUAUACACUUUGUUGAACAAUGCAGAUAAGAAGACGUAGGCAUUAAAGAAAGAAAAACGAUACGAAAAUAAUGUGAAUAUAGUGAUAGAUGUCCUUAUUCUCUUUUUUAGUCAAUUGGUUAUUUAAAAAAAAAAGAGAUGGCAAAGCGUCCCAGCUUUGCGGAAUACUCGAACUCACGAGACAGAGCUCACUGUGAAUUAGCUUUUUGCAUAAUCUUUUGGAAUCACUGAUCUACUAGAGAUUAAAUUGAUUCAUAAAUCAAUCACAAAAACAUUUGAUUCAUUACCGAUGAAAUCCGAUGCAGCCGGAUUCUAAUUUGCAAUACUUUUCUAAAAAAUCAAAUUUUAAGCAAAAAGAAAAAUGAGCCUUCCAAAGUAGUUGACCUUUGACCUUCAAUAAUUCAAAAUGGCGAAUUUUCCGGUCAUAAGUAUGUUUGGGCGAAAUGUUCGCUCGCUCGAGCUCUAAGACAUAUCCAAAAAUCAUUGAAAAAGCUUGGGCCAAUUUUUUGCAAAAUUGGAAAAACUUUGUUUUUUGGGAAUGUUAAUAAUAUGGGAUGUAAAAUUAUUCAAAAAUCGGUACUUAACCUGUUCAAUACCGAUUAUGACCGAUGCAGUCGGAUUCAGAAUUUCAAUACCUUUCCAAAAAAUCCAAAUUUAACCAAUUCGGUUGAAAAAUGAGACUUCCAAAGAAGUUGACCUUUGACCUUCAAUAAUUCGAAAUGGCGAAUUUUCCGGUCAUAGGUAUGUUUGGGCGAAAUGUUCGCCUGGACUAGCUCUAAAACAUAUCCGAAAAUCAUUGAAAAAGCUUGAGCCAAUUUUUUGCAAAAUUGGAAAAACUUUGUUUUUUGGGAAUGUUAAUAAUAUGGGAUGUAAAAUUAUUCAAAAAUCGGUAAUUAACCGGUUCAUUACCGAUUAUAACCGAUGCAAUCGGGUUCAAAAUUUCAAUAUCUUUCCAAAAAAUCCAAAUUUAACCAAAUCGGUUGAAAAACGGGUCCUCCAAAGUGAUUGAACUUUGACCUUCAAUAAUUCAAAAUGGCGAAUUUUCCGGUCAUAGAUAUGUUUGGACGAAAUGUUCGCCAGGACUAGCUCUAAGACAUAUCCAAAAAUCAUUGAAAAAGCUUGGGCCAAUUUUUUGCAAAAUUGGAAAAACUUCAUUUUUGACCUAUUUUUGAGGGAUAGGGAACGUAUGAAAGGGGAGGGGGGAAAAUAAAGAGGUUGGGCACGAGAUAAUGUCAUUUGAGGAAAGAUCACCUAAGACCGGAAGUCAAUAUCUCUUACCGUUUAAGCUCCAGAACAGUGCAAAGUUGAAAAAAAAAGUCGAUUAUAUUUAUAACUGCUCUCUCUUUGAGUUCGAGCAGUAAAAUAGGUUAUGUUCAACCUAACCUCAAAAUUAUUCCACUUAACCAACUGAGGCACAAGCAUAAGAGGUUUUAUACUUCUUGAAUCACUCUAAAUAUCUUAUUAAAUUUUUAAAUUCAUCAAAUUCCAAUCUCUGCACCUAAAUCAGUACUGACCGCAAUAAAAAGGUUUGAGGUUAAAUAUCACGCAUUUGAUAAAAAUAUAGCAAACAUAAACUCUUGGCUAAAUAAAGAGGACAAGGCUCAGAGAAAAGAAGAAUUUUUGUGAACGAGGCAUUUGUAUUCUUUUUCUACUUUGAUUUCGUUUUUUUUGGUAUAUUGACAAAAAUUCUUGAAAGAGUCCAAAAAUACCACAUGCAUACAAAAUGCAUUGAUUUCAUUUUUUGGUACAAAAGCAAGAAUACGAAAUUUUUCGUCAGACGAAGCUUUAAUUAAUAUUUAUUUAUUUUAUGAAUUAUUUGUUAAUUUCUUUUGUACAUUUGCAACUGAUGAUACUUUGAUGUAAAUAUCGACACCAUGUGAAUUUUCUUUAUACAUAUAUAUGUAUUAAGUGAUAGAGAGAAAAUGAUGAAAAGAAAGAAUUCUAUGAAUAUAGACAAGUCGAAAAA
Messenger RNA from Phlebotomus papatasi, 4441 nucleotides. RefSeq names its product frizzled-3. Gene Ontology annotation, molecular function: Wnt-protein binding; Wnt receptor activity. The transcript has 3 exons. The coding region runs from base 503 to 2116 and encodes 537 amino acids. The record is from RefSeq and is a predicted model, not a curated record. Gene Ontology annotation, biological process: non-canonical Wnt signaling pathway; canonical Wnt signaling pathway. Gene Ontology annotation, cellular component: plasma membrane. Lineage: Eukaryota; Metazoa; Arthropoda; Insecta; Diptera; Psychodidae.